GCCCGAAACGGUUCAGAAACAAGUGCGAAUGGCGGCCGAGGUCCCGAUGGCGAGCGAGAGCGUCCUGGUCCUUGAUGCAACCUCCGACUUGCUUUCGAUCGCUCAGAGCGACAACCAAACGAGUCCACUGCCCAAGGAAGCGCCCGAACUGCCAAGUCUCGCAAAAGCGACGCCACCCCCGCCCCCCUCAUAGACCUUUAUCGCAUACCAAACGAGGUCGAGACAACCAGUGUCAAGGCGGUGGCGUUGACCAAGGUCAUGACGGUCGCAGUGCCAACCAAAGUGGAUGCCACGGCCGAUGCCGAGCCCACGGCGCCCGAAAAAACGAGUCCCAAGAAAAACCCCAUCGAUGUUGCCCCUGCACCGUCGGGGCCCUCCCGCAGCCGUCUCGACGAUGCCACCGACGCAUUGCGUAGCCUUCACUUCGACUCGUAUUAUGAAGACGACUCGGACGAGACGCCCCUGCUCGAGGCCAAAAGUGGUGCGACAGCAUCACCUGUCUACAACGACGCUGCGUCCGAGUGGGUCGUCUGCCAAACCGAGGCAGGGUACGCGUACUACUACAACACACGGACCCACGCGUCGCAGUGGGAAGCACCGAGCACGGACGACAAUGGCCGCGACGCCUUCUUUAGUGCGGUGACCGCGGGCGAUGUGAACGCGGCGACGCGGCUGCUCUUGCGUCAUGGGCGGCAACUGCUCGACGUAUCAGACCACAACGGCCGCACCGCCGUGUGGUAUGCCCUGGGGCACAUAAGCAUGGCGCAACUUCUCUUUGAGAGUGGUGCGAACUUGAAUCUCACGGACGUGGACGCCAAUGGCCUCGUGCACGUCGCGACGCGGCAGCGCAACGUUGCCUUUCUCGCGCUCCUCGCGGUCUACGGCGCGAACUUGGACCUCGUUGACGGUGCGCAGCAGACGGCGCUGCACAUUGCCGCAGCCUCUGGGUACCAGCGCUGCGUGGACGUGCUACUGCGGCACGGCGCGACGCCUGACGUGCUCGACUCGGCCGCCCGCUCGCCACUGCAGCUAAGCACUUUAGGCAACCAUGUGGCCUGCGUCCAGCUGCUUCAGAAAGCGUCGGCACAGCAAGCGCCGGUGGCCGACAUGGCUCUCCUCACACAGCGGGCGGCGCUGGAGCGCGAGGUGACCAUGGCGCACGCGCAGUUCGAUGAGCUGCAAGAACGCUACACGACGCUCGAGACAGCGCACCGCAUCGCCAACGCCCGCAUCGUCAUGCUGGAAGCGGUCGUCGACCGCUGCGAGAAGGACCUCGAUGCCGAGCGCGCGCUUUUGUGGCAAAAAGAACAAACGUUCAACGACGCCCAGCAAGCCCAGUACGCAACGCUCCAAGACCUCCAGCGCCAAGUCGACGACGUCGUUCAAGUCGCCGCCCGCUCCCGUUUGGAGGUGACCACAAUGGUCGAAAGCCACCUCCCAGUACGAGAGAGCGAGAGGUCCCUUUACGUCGAGGAAGGCGACGCGACGUCGUUGGGGCCAUCCGACGCGAUUGCCUUCGAUCAUGAUGAGGACGACGUCAAGGACGACGAGGCACCGAUUGCACCGGAGCGCGUGGGGGCCAUCUGGAGUGCCUUCUUCAACAACGCUGCCAAAGCUCGUGUCCAAGACGACAAUCCGUCCAAUGUAUUGGACGCGGUCUAUGACGGCGACCUCGUCACGUUGCAGUCGCUCCUCGUGCACGGCGCGUCACCCGAUCCGCGCAACGACGACGACCAGACGCCGCUGCACGUUGCAAGCGCGCAUGGUCGACUCGAAUGCGUCUCGCUUCUUUGCGAGUACAUGGCCGACAUGGAGGCGCGGGAUGCCCACGGCCACACGCCUUUAUUCCUCGCGAGUCGUCGCGGGCACUUGAGCAUUGUCAAGUUUCUUCUCGAGAGCGCGGCCGACGUUCGUACCGCCAACGACGAUGGCCGAACACUCGUGCACGCCGCGGCGCUCAGCGGCUCCCUGCCCUGCCUCCAUCUCGUGCUCGAGUACGGUGGCGACCCAUUUGCGGCCGAUCGCGACGGCGAAACACCGUACGAGAUGCUGCUCGAGCGAGGCGACGAGACGGCAGCGCCGUUGCUCGACUACUUGGACAGCCAGUGCUCGCUUCGCCAGCCGCCCCGUCCAACCUCGCCGACCGCGGCCGCGCCAGCGCAGCGCGCGGCUACGAGCAGCUAUGACAUGGACGAGGGGCAUGAAGCACCUCGGGAAGGCUGGCGAGGCUGGAUUCGUGGCAAGGCCACAUCGCUCUUAGGACUCGACAGAACAGCUGCAAGCGAAGACAAUGACCAAGCGGCUGCCGAGGCGCCGCUCUCGCCGCUCAAACCACCCACUGACGCCGAGGUCGCGAGCUCGAUGGCGUACCGUAAGCUCGUGCCGCCACGUCACGUCGAAGAAGCCAUGCAGCACCUCCAGUCGACUGCGCAGCACGCCACGUCGUCCAAGCGUGGUUUGCCCCGUGACGUCGCCCACGCACUCGAGCGACGCAGCUCGACCAACCAGUUUGCGCUCGCGACGGACGCCAAGUCGCUGCACCAAAAGCAAAAGAGCUCGGCGCGCUACGUCGACAUAACAUUUCACCCUUAAGCAUUGCCGUC
Saprolegnia parasitica CBS 223.65 is the source of this 2603-nucleotide messenger RNA. RefSeq lists its product as hypothetical. Gene Ontology annotation, molecular function: protein binding. The transcript is spliced from 12 exons. The record is from RefSeq and is a predicted model, not a curated record. Bases 259 to 2592 code for a protein of 777 amino acids. Lineage: Eukaryota; Oomycota; Saprolegniomycetes; Saprolegniales; Saprolegniaceae.